Gadus chalcogrammus (walleye pollock) is the source of this 785-nucleotide messenger RNA. NCBI's taxonomy places the organism in Eukaryota, Metazoa, Chordata, Actinopteri, Gadiformes, Gadidae. The record is from the annotation of a RefSeq genome assembly.
AUGACCCACCAAGCUCAUGCAUACCACAUAGUAGACCCCAGCCCUUGACCCCUAACAGGCGCAGUAGCUGCACUUUUGAUGACAUCUGGCCUUGCCGUAUGGUUCCAUUUUCAUUCAACAACCCUAAUAGCCUUAGGAACAGUCCUUCUUUUAUUAACAAUAUAUCAAUGAUGGCGGGAUAUUAUCCGAGAGGGGACCUUUCAAGGUCACCACACUCCCCCAGUCCAAAAAGGCCUUCGAUAUGGAAUAAUUUUAUUUAUUACAUCAGAAGUCUUCUUUUUUCUAGGCUUCUUCUGAGCCUUCUAUCACGCAAGCCUUGCACCCACCCCUGAACUAGGGGGCUGCUGACCCCCUACAGGCAUUACUACCCUAGACCCAUUUGAAGUCCCCCUAUUAAAUACUGCAGUUCUUCUAGCCUCUGGAGUUACAGUAACCUGAGCUCACCACAGUAUUAUAGAGGGCGAGCGAAAGCAAGCAAUCCACUCCCUUACUCUCACAAUCCUUUUAGGAUUCUAUUUCACUUUCCUUCAAGGACUAGAGUACUAUGAUGCACCUUUCACAAUUGCUGACGGAGUCUAUGGCUCAACUUUCUUUGUUGCUACUGGCUUUCACGGUCUCCACGUAAUUAUUGGCUCAACAUUCCUAGCUGUGUGUUUACUUCGUCAAAUUCGUUAUCAUUUUACAUCCGAACACCACUUCGGCUUUGAAGCAGCAGCAUGAUACUGACACUUUGUAGAUGUUGUCUGACUUUUCCUAUAUAUCUCAAUCUAUUGAUGAGGCUCAUA